Molecule: messenger RNA, 2432 nt
Organism: Aquila chrysaetos chrysaetos
Lineage: Eukaryota; Metazoa; Chordata; Aves; Accipitriformes; Accipitridae
Gene: THOC5
Product: THO complex 5
Exons: 20
Coding region: 238-2289 (683 amino acids)
Biological process (GO): positive regulation of DNA-templated transcription, elongation; mRNA export from nucleus
Cellular component (GO): THO complex part of transcription export complex
Molecular function (GO): mRNA binding
Source: RefSeq, a predicted model, not a curated record
CACGCGUGUGGGGGACACCCCCCCACACACCCACUCCAGCAGGGCUUGUCAAUGGGGGCGCUGACCACGCCCCUUUGCCGGAAACCACGCCCACCGCCAGCCGUUGCUCGCGGUCCUCCGGCGGGAGCGUCCGCUAGGGGGCGCCUUCAGCCGCUGCCGCUCUGCCCCGCGCUCGUUUGCUCCGCCGGCGUCAUUUCCGGGCGGCGCUGAGGCGAGCGGUACGGUGAGAGCAGCACCAUGUCGUCGGACUCCAGCAAGAAGAGGAAACCCAAAGUGAUCCGCACGGAUGGGGGCCCGCAGGAGGGCAAGCGGGGCAAGGCUGAUGCCGACCAGGAUGUUAGGUACUACAGCGAGGAGUGUGAGGUGGAUCUCCGUGACCCUAUCAAAGACUACGAACUCUACAGAGAGACUUGCCAGGAGCUUCAGAGACUGAUGGCAGAAAUCCAGGAGCUGAAGAGCAGAGGCAUCAAGGACAACGCUUCAGAGAUAGACGAGCGGCGGAUUCAGAGCUGCGUGCACUUCAUGACCCUAAAGAAGCUCAACCGGCUGGCUCAUAUUCGGCUGAAAAAAGGGAGAGAUCAAACCCAUGAGGCAAAGCAGAAGGUCGAUGCAUAUCACCUGCAGCUCCAGAACUUGCUCUAUGAGGUGAUGCACCUGCAGAAAGAGAUCACCAAAUGCCUGGAGUUCAAGUCAAAACAUGAGGAGAUUGAACUGGUGAGCCUGGAGGAGUUUUACAAAGAGGCCCCCCCUGAAAUCAGCCGGCCUGCCAUCACCCUGUCUGAGCCCCACCAGCAGACCCUGGCCCGCCUGGACUGGGAGCUGGAGCAGCGCAAGAGGCUGGCAGAGAAGUACAAGGAGUGCCUGACCAGCAAGGAGAAGAUCCUGAAGGAGAUCGAGGUGAAGAAGGAGUAUCUGAGCAGCCUCCAGCCUCGACUCAACAGCAUCAUGCAGGCCUCCCUGCCUGUCCAGGAGUAUCUCUUCAUGCCUUUCGACCAGGCGCACAAACAGUACGAGACGGCCCGCCACCUCCCGCCACCUCUCUACGUUCUCUUCGUUCAAGCCAGUGCCUACGGUCAGGCCUGUGAUAAGAAGCUUGUGGUGGCCAUUGAAGGGAGUGUAGAGGAAGCCAAAGCCCUGUACAAGCCGCCUGAGGACUCGCAGGAUGAUGAAAGUGAUUCUGAUGCAGAGGAGGAGCAAACCACGAAGCGGCGCAGGCCCACCCUGGGCGUGCAGCUGGAUGACAAGCGCAAGGAGAUGCUCAAGCGGCACCCCUUGUCUGUCACUGUUGACCUGAAGUGCAAAGAUGAGAACGUGCUUCACCUGACCUUCUACUACCUGAUGAACCUCAACGUCAUGACGGUGAAAGCCAAGGUGACCACUGCUGUCGAGAUGACAACUGCCAUCAGUGCUGGUGACCUGCUCUCCCCAGACUCCCUCCUCAACUGCCUCUAUCCAGGAGACCACGGGAGGAAAACGCCCAACCCGGCCAACCAGUUCCAGUUCGAUAAAGUGGGCAUCCUGACCUUGAGCGAUUACGUGACAGAGCUGGGGCACCCCUAUGUGUGGGUGCAGAAGCUGGGCGGCCUGCAUUUCCCCAAGGAUCAGCCUCAGCACACGGUCACUGCGGACAACUCGCUGAGUGCCAGCCACAUGGAGCUGACUGUGAAGCUGCUGCGGACGAGGCUGCAGUCCCGCCUGGCUCUCCACAAGCAGUUUGCGUCGCUCGAGCACGGCGUUGUGCCAGUCUCCAGUGAGUGCCAGCAUCUCUUCCCUACCAAGAUCGUCUCGCGCCUGGUGAAGUGGACUGCCAUUCCCUAUGAAGAUUACGCGGAGCUGCCCUACACUAAAGAUGUGAUAGAGGCUGGCUUGGCUGAAGACACUCACCUCUACUACAUGGCCCUGAUAGAAAGAGGAACAGCCAAGCUCCAGGCAGCUGUAGUCCUGAACCCCGGUUACUCCACGCUGCCGCCUGUCUUCAGCCUGUGCCUGAACUGGAAAGGAGAGCGAACCAGCAGCAACGAUGACAACAUUCGAGCCAUGGAGAGCGAGGUCAAUGUGAACUACAAGGAGCUGUGGGGGCCCAAACCGGGCUACCAGCUCCUCACCAACCAGCUGCAGCGCCUGUGCAUGGUGCUGGAUGUCUACCUGGAGACGGAGCCCCAUGACACCAGCGUGGAGGGACCCAAGGAGUUUCCCCAGGAGAAGAUGUGUCUGCGUCUGGUCAGGGGGCCCAUGCGCCUGAAGCCCUUCAAGUUCAACUACCCUCAGGGCUUCUUCAGUCAUCGCUGAACACCGCCUGGGCAUCGCUCUGGGCUGGGCCUUGCCCUGUCCGCAGGGAGAAGUGUCCCCAUCCCACCAUUUUAGUUUAUUUUCCAAGGUUUUGGCUUUUGUUUGAAGGUUUUGUAGACAAAGGGAUUAAAUGCUGAACUGAA